This is a messenger RNA of Ixodes scapularis (black-legged tick), 3963 nucleotides long. Its product is annotated as mpv17-like protein. Gene Ontology annotation, cellular component: membrane; cytoplasm. NCBI's taxonomy places the organism in Eukaryota, Metazoa, Arthropoda, Arachnida, Ixodida, Ixodidae. The record is from RefSeq and is a predicted model, not a curated record. The transcript has 4 exons. Bases 180 to 752 code for a protein of 190 amino acids.
CCCAUUUUGUUUCGGUUGGCCACCGCCCACAACGACAUGUGUUUCGCUCAAAGUUCUCUUCAUUUCGUUCAUUUCCUUGUUUCACUCAACGCGACGCUCUUCGACCUUGGCACACGCCCCAUUCGACGCUCUGCCACGACACACUACGACGCCGGAACCCCGCAACACACACGUCCGAAAUGAGCACGAUCGCGGCCCGAUUCCAACGAUGCCUCAACAUAUUCAAGCAGCGACCACUGCUCGCGAACAUGGUUUCGUUCCCGACCCUCUACGUGUGCGCCGAGUUUACGCAACAGACCAUUCUGAUCCGCUACGGAGGCGACGAAUCUCCCAAGGCGUACGACUGGAAGAUCAUCAUGCGCUACGCCGUUUUCGGGACCACCGUCUCUGCACCGUUCCUGCACAACUGGUACCGUUACCUGGAUCGCGUUCUGCCGGCCAAAGGGACCAAGGUGGCGAUUCAAAAGGCGCUGACCGACCAAGCCGUCUCGUCGUCGCUCAUCCUACUCGCUUUCUAUCCCGCCAUGAGUGCCAUGGAGGGAAAGGAGGACCUCUUUGCAGAGCUCAAGCAAAAGUUCUGGCCGACUUACAAGCUCAGCUGUUGCUUCUGGAUCCCGGCCCAAUGCGUCAACUUCUUCCUGGUGCCACCGCAUCUCCGAGUGGUCACCGUCGGCAUCUGCUCCUUUGCCUGGGUCAACAUCCUGUGCAUCAUGAAGCGCAUGCACAUCGCGCCCCAAAAACAAGACCCCUGAAGGUCAGUGCCAAACCCCCGAGGAACCGACGUCCACGCCGACAACCCCGCGAGAUGUCGCCGAAACGGCCCCAGCCGCCGACCAAGACCUGUCGUGUUCUCGGGCCGACGGCCGUGCUCCAACGUUCCUCCAGGAAGACUGGCCUCAAGCGUGGCAUAGAGCCAGCUUUCGGGCCUCGCUUGCUGCAGAUUUCCGCCCUCCGAAGCGAGAAUCGGCCACGCAGCAUUCCAACGCAUCAGUCCGUCUAUAUGUUUUUGGCUAUGCGGAGUGCAAGUUUGUCUGCUUCUUUUGCAGGGGUUAUGGUGACAUCAGAAUGCCGAGCUUCGAUUGAAGGGUAGUGGGUAGGCCUCAAAGCAACUCUGCCUUGAGGUCUACCCAUUAUCCUUCAAGCAGAACCAAUCAGAGCUCAGCAUUCUGACAUCACUCCAAGCCCUGCAAAAGGUGCAGACGAACUUGCCAUCCGCAGUCACAGACGGGAUAACAACGACGGGGCAUCUUUCUUGAAUGCCCGGCCUCGAGUAUGCACUCGUUGCCUUCCCCAGUGCUUCGGCCGUGCACGCACGCUCGAAGCCAACGAGGCACCGAAGCGUUAUCGAAGGAAGGGAGCUCCCUGCCGUUCCCGCCCCGUUGGUGAAUGCUGCGUUUGAUAUGCCGAAUUAAUUUUUUUGUCCAAGUUCGAAAAUGCAGUGCUGCUGAAUCUUCGUUAAUGGCGGCGGGAAUCGGACGCCUCCACCGGGGAUCAAACUAUGCACCGCUCGUUCAGAUGGAUCCUUUUUGUGUCGUCGUUCUCACAACGGAUACCGUUGUAGAAUCAAAGAAUAAUUUAUGUGUUUUUGUAACCUUUUUUUACGUAAACUCGAUAAGGGCACGCCCAUCUCGCAGGACCGUGCUGCGUAGCCGUAGCCCGACGAAAGUUUGGCGUCGCGUUUCCAAGUCGACAGGAGAGACUGCUCGUGCGUGAACGCACCACGACAUGCCUUUCGAAAGAGGCAAGGUCUUUUUUGACGACCCUCUUAUAGCUCAGUGCCUUCUGUUCGGCGAGUUGGUGCAGAAUCUUUUAAAACAUGGUGGCCCUCGCAGGUGUCUGUAAGCACCAUCAUGCCUUUAAAGACUCUUUUUAUGAUAGAGAAUAUUUUUAUGCUUCCGUUUCUCCCAAGUGCUUUACGAACUGUGGCAAAGUGACAAACAACUUUCGAAGUAUCUUCAGAACCCGUGUCACUUUGAUGUCUGCGGCGGCCUUUUUGGAAAUCCAUACUCUGGAAGCACACUUAGUUCUGUGAAUAACCUUAGGAUGUCCUUAGGGUGUCCUAAUGUUCUAGGAUGUCCUAUAAACAUCCACAGGACAUUCUAGGGACAUCCUAACGACAUCACAGAACUAGGUGUGCUGCUAAAAAGUAGUUCAGUUUUGUGAUCAUGCAAUGGGGUGUAGUUUCGCCGAGCGAACAAGCGGCCAGUGCCGCUUGCCAACGUAAGAAAAGCCACCUUUGGGCAAGCAUUGCCCGUUUGAGAGUACAUGUCGCCGGUCAGCGUUGUUCACGUGUAAUCGUUGCCCACAGUGUGUAAUUUGGCGUAUUUGCGAACAAUGUUUAUCAUACAUUUCCCUGGCGGUUCUAAGCGACAAGUACGGCAACAUGCAACAAAGCUCAUUACAGAAUUUCAUGGCGCCCCUAACCACCCGAGCAAAGCGACAGAACGGGAAGCUUGCUCGCAAGUCUGCUCGUUCAAUAGUAUGAGGACUGGUCCACUCUUGCGUUUGCCGACAGCCUACUGCACUGCAACCGAUUCUCAAGCCACUCAAGACUAUUUACAACCAGCUCGGCUUAAAAACCGGUUGGCCGUAGUCAAACGCAAGUGUGUAAACAAGUCUCUAGGCUGCAGUUUGUUUGUGUGUUGAAGUUAACCACUUGACUGCCAAUCACGAGCGUCACUCACGCUGUCCACUAUGAACUAGCAAGCCCGAAGAGUGCCUAGUUUUUCCGUUUCGAAAGCCGUUUUGUAGACUCCACAAGAGAAGGAAGCAUACCACUAUUGCUCCCACACCUUCAGGUUACUUUGUCAUUUGUUACAAAUUUUCACCACUAAACUCCAUUUCCCAUAAAAAAUAUAUAUAUAUAUAUAUACAUUUUGAGAUUUUUAAGUGCAAGGAUGGACAACAAGGCCUCGUGCAGGUGUCUGCUCUAGUCCAAUGAGAUUGGUGGAUACUUUUUACUUGAGAGUGGCGAGUGUUCUACAGUGCAAUCCACUAAGAACGAUAUUGAGAAAACCUGAAAAUUCAAUUGUUAUAACCGAUUAUCAUUGUAUCUGGACUAGAAACUGCUUGUUAUAAGCUGUACAGUCGACUUAUUAAUUCAAACUUGCGGAUAAUUUAAACUAACAUGCAGGUCCCAUCUUACGCGUCUCUAUGGGAGAAAACUUAUGAUAAUUCAAACUUUGCUUGAUUCAAACAAAUUCCCCCCCCCCCCCCCCCCCCCCGAUUAACGAUAUUCGACUGUACAGCAUUAAGUGGAUCAGACUGUACCAUCCUCAGUGACGAGUUGUGCCACCUCUCCAAUGUCUCAAAAACUUCAUUUAAAAUUGGCAAUCCGUAUGAAAAUUGAAGGCAACAUUCAUUUGUUGUCCUGUUGUUUGAAUGGACACAUCGCAUGGCCAGGAACUGGUAACAAAAACAGCAAAGAGCAUCUGAAGGCCAAGUAAACGUUUCCCUCAAUUUUCGUGCGAACUGCACAAUCUAAAUUAAAUUUUGUUGUACAUUUCAUAAAAAAACGAGUAUGCUAAUGAGUUAACCUUCAAAACGCAUGGACCUUAAUACUAGGUCUGGGAAUUUCUGCUAGACAACUUUUUCUCAUCUUAGAGCUAGUCCAGUAAAGGAACCAUCCGCAACAUGUAAAUGGCUGCAGCAUGCAAAAAGAAAGGCCUACUGGCAGAAUUUUGGUUCUUAAUAUAGACAAAAAAAAUAAGACCGAAAAGCAAUCAUUUUUUUACACCACAUGCAACUUUUAUGCGACGGUAUUAAAAAGAGAAUGUAAAUUCAUGUUAGUCAAUGAAACCGUCUGAAUCCUCCGAGCACCUGUCUGCAACUUAUUGAAAGUGCCUGUGUCCCCGUCUAAGGGACAGAUGACAACGAAUCUCAUCCAAUGAAAACAAAUGUUUACUCUUUUCCCCUCCCAUACCCCCAACAGUUAACAGAAAUAAAGGACAUGUUAUUGUUUUC